Molecule: messenger RNA, 1017 nt
Organism: Melanaphis sacchari
Lineage: Eukaryota; Metazoa; Arthropoda; Insecta; Hemiptera; Aphididae
Product: brain-specific homeobox protein homolog
Exons: 5
Coding region: 74-937 (287 amino acids)
Biological process (GO): regulation of DNA-templated transcription
Molecular function (GO): DNA-binding transcription factor activity, RNA polymerase II-specific; DNA binding
Source: RefSeq, a predicted model, not a curated record
UUUGCCUGUCAAGAUUCUAGGAAACGCAACGUCAUUUAUGUUAUAGAUAGUUUAAAUAAUCAAGCCAAAUAAAAUGCCAGAAAACCAGAGGAAAUCGUCUCCUGGACACUCCACAUCAUUUUUAAUUGAGGAUAUAUUAUUCAGAUCAAAGAACAACAGACCAAAUUCUGAGUUUCAGGUAACCAGUCAUGAAAGAAAUCGAAAUCAUCAACUGCCGCAAAGUCAAGAAUGCUUUCCGAUGUUGCCAUCAACGGUGGCUUCUGCCUAUUUAUCAUAUCCAGCACAUUAUAAUAUGCAUAAAAAUGGUAUCGCAGAACCGUUUUUUAUUUCACCUCAAGGGGUACCUUUUGGAAGUAUUUGGGGUGCCCGAUCAGACUAUGGCCACGGACAACUAAGCUCUAGGCUAUGUCGCAGACGAAAAGCUCGGACUGUAUUUUCCGAUCAACAACUCACCGGACUAGAAAAAAGAUUUGAAGUACAACGAUAUUUAAGCACGCCAGAGAGAGUUGAACUGGCUACUGAACUGAGAUUGUCUGAAACACAGGUCAAAACAUGGUUUCAAAAUCGAAGGAUGAAACAUAAAAAACAAUUGAGAAAAGUUAACGAUGAUACAACGGUCAAUGGUUCGGAGAAACUUACAGAGAACACUGCGAACAAAUCGCUUACCACAGAUUAUCCUGUUGACUUUUCAUCUAAAGGAUCAGUUUGUGGUGUAUUAGAUACAGGUAUUCAGGAGUCCAAAGAUUUAGCUCUACAAAAUAGGUCUCUUAACAACGAUGAUGAGAAAAGUCAACGAUACGAACUAAGUGAAGUCUCUGAAAUGGACGACGAUGAUGAUGUCGAUGGUGCCGACGAUGAGAUAAUAGAUAUUGUUGGUGAUCACUCACACAUGCUAAAUAGCGUACAGCGAAAUUACGAACAACAAAGAUUUUUCUAAUUAUAAGCUAAAAACCUCUUAUCUAUUAUUAUUAUUAUUAUUAUUAUUAUUAAACUGUGCACAAAACAGUUAGAAGCCAA